UAGCUAAAUUGUAUGAGUUCAUGUCAAGAUUCGGUCUUAUGCAUACUUUGGUUAGUGAUAACGGCACUUGUUUCUCGUCAAAUGAGUUCGCGCGUUUUUGUGCGGAAUGGGAUUUCCCAUAUAACUUCUCCCGCUUAUAACCCGGCCAGUAAUGGGCAGUCGGAAAGCUUCGUAAAGGUGGUAAAAAAAGGUAUACGAGCAUCAUUGCUAAGUAGUAGUGCAAAGGAAGUCGAUCAAAACUUAUUAAAAUACCUAUUCGACUAUAGAAACUCGGUUCACUCCACUACGGGCGUUUCGCCUGCCCAGUUGGUAUUCGGGCGGAAACUUCGUUCGCGCCUGGAUUUACUUGUACCUAAUGUACUUGCCGCCGCGCCGUCCUCACCGGACACUCUCACUGAGGUUGUAAAUUAUAAACAGUGUUUGCAGACUAAAGCAUAUGGUGGCACCAACAAGCAAUGUUUUAAGCCAGGUGAUAAAGUUCUGUUUAAAAAAUAUUUCAGUAACGGUAAAUUUACAUGGAAUAGAGGUGUAGUAAUGAAGAGAUUGGGUAAAACUGUAUAUAUUGUGAAAGACAGUGUAACUGCAUUGCAAUUUAAAAAACACAAAAAUCAAUUGAUAGCUUUUAGAGGGACAGCGACAAACAACAAUCUUAGUGGCACUAGAGACAUUGAUACUUCUAUUGAAUCGACAUCGGGUGACGAGAUUGACCUCUCUCCAUCUGAAUUAUGCGGUGAGGAACCUGAAAUAACUCGUCCAGUGUCAGCGGAGUCUUCACAGUCCCCCACUGUGGAGGGGAGUGGAACCACGCCGACAUCUACUGCGACGACUUUACCAGACCUGCAGACAUCGAAGGCAUCACCGCCGGCCGCGUCAGCUGAUGACGGGGGUCACGACGAGUUCUUCGAAGCACGAGAACAGAGCCACGACACAGAAGGUGUACAAGAUGCAGAGACUCAACUCGAAGCCGUAAGUCCGAGUCGAACGGCUGGACAAAUGUCGUUGCGUCCUAUCCCUAGGGUCGAUUAUAAACCGUUCUUUUGUCUUAUGUAAUUUAGGUGGUAGUUUCUUAAUUGUUUAAUCAACGAUGGAUUGUAAAACUAUUAGGGGGAGAUGUUGUAUAUGUAAUAUAUGUAUACAUGUAGCUAUAGCGGGUUCGGUGCCUCGACCCCUACUUAAGGUAACACUUCGCAUGAAUAUAACCAGUGUGAUUUCAACCGCCGUUAGUUUCACUUGUCCCCUGUCACAUACGGAACACUAUUGUAAACUAAUUCAGUAUUUUAGUGAGACAUCUAAUAUUAAAAAGCGGUGGUGGCCGAGUGGAUAUGACGUCCGACUUUCAAUCCGGAGGUCGUGGGUUCAAAUCCUGGCUUGUACCAAUGAGUUUUUCGGAACUUAUGUACGAAAUAUCAUUUGAUAUUUACCACUAGCUUUUCGGUGAAGGAAAACAUCGUGAGGAAACCUGCAUGCAUCUGCGAAGAAAUUCAAAGGUGUAUGUGAAGUCCCCAAUCCGCAUUGGGCUAGCGUGGGGACUAUAGCCCGAGCCCUCUCGCGCAUGAGAGGAGGCCUGUGCCCAGCAGUGGGACGUAUAUAGGCUGAAUUAUUAUUAUUAUUAUCUAAUAUUAUGAAACAAUUUGUAACUCAGAAGCAGACAAGUUAGUGUACAAUAUUAUGUAUGUACCUACAACUAAUCAGAUAGUGGAA
Messenger RNA from Cydia pomonella (codling moth), 1701 nucleotides. RefSeq lists its product as uncharacterized. The record is from RefSeq and is a predicted model, not a curated record. Gene Ontology annotation, molecular function: nucleic acid binding. The coding region runs from base 13 to 1050 and encodes 345 amino acids. Gene Ontology annotation, biological process: DNA integration. Lineage: Eukaryota; Metazoa; Arthropoda; Insecta; Lepidoptera; Tortricidae. The transcript has a single exon.